Brachypodium distachyon (stiff brome) is the source of this 1800-nucleotide messenger RNA. Its product is annotated as anthocyanidin 5,3-O-glucosyltransferase. Gene Ontology annotation, molecular function: UDP-glycosyltransferase activity. The transcript has a single exon. Bases 105 to 1529 code for a protein of 474 amino acids. NCBI's taxonomy places the organism in Eukaryota, Viridiplantae, Streptophyta, Magnoliopsida, Poales, Poaceae. The record is from RefSeq and is a predicted model, not a curated record.
ACUAAUCAUCGAUCUAUCAUUGAACAUUUAAGCCACGCAGGAUUGCCUUCAAAACGGCGUACUAAUCCGCUCUCACAAACUCAAAGCUAGUCUUGAGAUAAUCCAUGGAGAAGAAGAACGUCGUCCUGUACCCCGGCCUCGCCGUGAGCCACUUCGUCCCCAUGAUGCACCUCGCCGACGCGCUCCUGGCGCGCGGGUACGCCAUCACCGUCGCGCUCAUCGACCCCGCGGUCAACCCAGACGCCGGCUUCGCCGCCGCCGUCGCCCGCGCCGCCGCCUCCAUGCCGUCCGUCCGCUUCCACACGCUCCCGCGCGCCGAGGACGCGCCGGCGCUGAUCCCCGACGCGCAGUUCAUCCUCAGGUACCUCGACAUCGUGGGCCGCCACAACGACCGCCUCCACGACCUCCUCCGCUCCAUGCGCGUGCACGCGCUGAUCGUCGACUCGCUGUCCACCGAAGCACAGGGCGUCGCCGAGAGGCUCGGGAUCCCCGACUACGUCCUGUUCACCUCCAGCGCCGCCUCCCUCGCCGCCUUCGCCCAGCUUCCUUAUGUCCUUACGCAGGGCGGGACAAGCUUCAAGGAGCGGGGAGACGCCCCUGUUGAGUUCUUUGGCCUCACACCGAUUCCUGCUUCCCACCUGUUCGGCGAAAUGCUCGAGGAUCCGGAGAGCGACAUAUACAAGGUGACGAUGAGCUUGUUGUGCCGUGUCCCAAAGGCCAGUGGCAUCCUGGUGAACACCUUCGAGUCGUUGGAAGCUCCGGCUGUGGUUGCUCUCCGGGACCCUCGAUGCGUCCCCGGCCAGGUCAUGCCUCCGGUAUACUGCAUCGGGCCAUUUGUUGGUGGUAUAGGCGGCGCAAAAGAUCGGCAUGAGUGCCUUGCCUGGUUAGACGGGCAACCGGACCACAGCGUCGUGUUCCUCUGCUUCGGGAGCGCUGGAAACCACUCCCAGGAGCAACUCAAGGAGAUCGCCGUCGGCCUGGAGAACUCUGGCCACCGAUUCCUGUGGGUCGUGCGAGCCCCUGCCGGUGACAAACCGGAGAAGCCGUUCGACGCCCUUGCCGAUCCAGAUAUCGAUACUUUCCUGCCAGACGGGUUCUUGGAGCGCACCAACGGCCGUGGCCUCGUCGUCAAGCAGUGGGCGCCUCAGGUCGACGUGCUCCACCACAAGGCGACCGGCGCAUUCAUUACGCACUGCGGGUGGAACUCGGUGCUGGAGGCCCUCACGGCUGGCGUGCCGAUGCUGUGCUGGCCGCUCUACUCGGAGCAGAAGAUGAACAAGCUACUCAUGGUGCAGGAGAUGAAGGUGGCCGUGGAGAUGGUCGGGUGGCAACAGGGGCUGGUGAAGGCCGGCGAGGUGGAAGGCAAGGUGAGGCUGGUCAUGGAGUCCGAGGAGGGCGGGGAGCUCAGGGCCCAUGCUGCGGCUCACAAAGAAGGCGCUGCCGCGGCCUGGAACGACGGCGGCUCGUCGCUCACGGCGUUCAACCAGUUCUUGUCAGACGUGGAAGUGAUAAAAAAACGUGAAGCAUGAGCGUUGGCAAGCCGUGUGACGUUCUUCCGACGAUCGAGUCUGCUCCAGCUUUGAAACACUUCUUGCAUGUGUGUAAUUUCGAGUCAUUUGUUCAAACAAUCGACGGCCUGUUAUAGCUACCAGAAAAAAAAGCAGAAGAGUAGCUGAUGGCCGGAUUGCUGUUCAUAAGGCAGACGAACUGGAAAAUUUGGAGAUCCUGUGAGGAUUUGGAAAUACAGAAAUAAUAUUGUGCUUGGUGGUGGUGGUUGAAUGAUCAAAUAUUAAACAGGGA